CAGAAGAAAAUGUUCCUCUAUGUAUAUAUUUCUUUCCUUCUCUAUAACUCUUCUGUACAAACAAAUACAAAAAAAGGCGAAUCCCUCGCCCCCGGCUCGACCCGGUUUAGGCGGUUUGGUUUCCAGAAAUCAAUCGUGCCAGCAUAGAAGCAUGACCACACAUCUCCUAAUGAUAUACAGCCGCGCCCUUUGUUCUCUGAUCACGCCUCCGAUCCCCCGGCUCGUCGAGAUCGCCUUCCUCCCCUUUGACGACGCUUUUCCGGCGGCGGAACUGUUCAUCGCCGGCAACUUCAUGGAGAAAGCGAUUUUUUUUCUCGUUCCUCUUAAUUCACUUGCCCCGGUUUUUAAGAAAAAAGAUUUGGGAGGAAAAAUUGAAGUGAAUGAAGAAAGAGAAGAUGAGAUCUCCUUCUUCAUGGGGAUCGCAACUUCUUCGCGCAAAGAUCGCUCUGGGACGUGACGGAAACACCUUUAGAUCAACAUGUAUUUUGUGUUUUUCCCUCACAAUCACUCCAAAGAAUCCGGCCUUGACCUCUGUUUCACACACACACACAUAUAGUCAUCUUCAAACUCAAUAUGUAAUUAGAUGCUGUCUUGAAUAAAACCUCUUUAAUAUU
Molecule: messenger RNA, 614 nt
Organism: Cuscuta campestris
Lineage: Eukaryota; Viridiplantae; Streptophyta; Magnoliopsida; Solanales; Convolvulaceae
Source: the annotation of a GenBank genome assembly